CGAUUUGCAUAAUAAAAGUGUUUUUACUUUUCUCCUACGUGCCCCAUGAGUGGAGAUAUUGCAAUGCAUCCGCGUUACGCAGGAAUAGAAUUGUACCUUACUCGAGUUCUUCUAUCUCAAUUAUUUCAUUUUUCCCGACAGAAAUCAUCGAUAACCAGUCGAUGUGUGGUUGAUGAAGAAGUUGGUUUGGUGCUGGGCGCUUCAAAAUCUAUCCUGAAGUACGUCAUAUUCUGUCACCAAGAAGAGCUCAAUUGGCCGUUUACAGAGGGGGCGAUGUUAAAGAACAGAUUCGAUGACAUAUUUAACAUUACAAGGUUCAACAAAGCCUCGGAGACUAUUUUAAAGCUUCAGAAAGAGUUGCAAAACGAUGUUCGAAGUCUAAACGCAGAAAAACGGACCUUCAAAGUACUCAUGGAUAAAGUGGAUAAUAAAAUGGCUAAACUUGAGGAGCACAAGAAGAGACUGAAUACCACGAAGGAGAAGAUAAGUGAAAUUGAUAAACUGCUCGAACACGUGAAACAGCAACUCAACGAAGUGCAAAAGUUUCGUACGGAAUAUAAGAAAGUCCAGGCUGAGGAAGAGGAAAAUAAGAUGGAAUACAGUAUGCAUAAAGAUCGAUAUGAAAAACUGAAAAAAACUGUAAACAAUAUCUUCGACGGAACAACAGAGGAAUUAAACGAGCUCGUUGAAUCGUGCGGCAGUACAUUAAAGGAAAAGAACGUCGAAAUCACAGAGAAUCAAACCCAGGUUAAAAGUAUCACGGAGAAAGGGAUUAAGAUCUCGAAUAUUUUAGCGACACGAAGAGAAACCGUAGGUACAUUAAAGCAACAGGUGAACGAUCAUGAGAAAAGGAUCGCUCGUCGCAAUCAGUUGUUAAAUGACGCACUACAAGCUUGGGAUUUUGAUUCGGUGGAAUCGGAUGUAUCUGAAAUAGAGGUGAAGGCUCGUACAAAAAGAUUGGACGAAAAGAUGCGGGCGUUAGAAAAACAAGUAGAGCAGAAUAGACUGACUAUGCAAAGAGAGGAAAAGGAGUUGCAGACGGGAGUCGAUAAGCUGCGCAGUAAUUAUUCGAAAAUUGAAUCGGAAAAAGUUCUUAAAGAAAACGAAGUAUCAGAAAUAAGAGAAGAAAUAGAUGCGAUUCGGAACCACAUAACACAGAUUGGCGCAGCGGGGAAUAAAUUGAAGUCCAUCGAACAAAAACUUCAAACGGCGAAGCAGAGAAUCGACGAACUCAGCAACGCCUUGAAAUCCUUGAAUGUCGAUUCUAUGAAAGCCGACAUUGCAGAUAAAAUAAAAUCGAGAGACAAAAUUGAAGCAACCUUAAGCGCGAUCGACGACGAAAUUUCUUCUCUGCAUAAAUUAAGCUCAUUGACGGCGGAAUUUGAAUUGAAGAAGUCGGCAUUACAAGCUAAAGAAGACGAGCUGGAAAAUUUGAAGAAAAAGCAUGGAGAUAACAUCAAAACGUUGUUAAAUGUUCAAGAACUACAACAAACUAAAUUAAAAGAUACUUUGGAACGUGUUCACCAAAGAUUGGAAAAAGAAACCAAUUCUUUAACACGAGAGAUUCAGGCUCAAGAACGUAAAACUACUGCUUUCGAAACAACUGUACGGCAUAUAGAAUCCGACAUUAAGAAAAAGACAAUAGUACUACGCGUAUGCAAAGAUUUCGAUGAGAAUUUGUUAAUGCAAGCAACUAAAGUAAAGGAACUUCAGAACACGAGAGGAAUCUAUGCUUAUCAAGCUACAGCCUACAAGGAAUAUGUUAAAAAAUUAACUGCGAAGGAUCCUUGUUGUCCCCUGUGUCACAGAGAUUUUGACAAACAAAACACGGUCACAGAGUUAAUAAAGGAAAUCGAAACCGAUAUAAUACGUAAUCAACCUGAUCGCUUGAAGUUGUGUGAACGAGAACUAGGGAGAGAACAGGAAAAAUAUGAUAACAUGUUGCAGCUGAAACCUAUUGUCCAGAAAGUCGUUCGAUGUAAAGAGAACGAUAGGAAAGCAUUAGAGGAAAAGUUGAAGAAGACCAAUAUCAGCGUGGCGCAGUCAAAAAUGGCCGUUAAGGAUCUAGAAGCGUCAAAGGCAGAGCCUGAGAAAAAGUUGUUACUUUAUAAAAACAUGAUUGGCGAUAUUAAAUUUUGGGAUAGAUGCAUUGACGAAAUACAGCAGUUGAAGAAAGCAGUUAAAAACUUGGAAAUUCAAAUGUCCAGAGCUGGAGUUAAGACUGACAGGACUAUAAGUGAGGCGCAA
Vollenhovia emeryi is the source of this 2247-nucleotide messenger RNA. Its product is annotated as DNA repair protein RAD50-like. The record is from RefSeq and is a predicted model, not a curated record. Gene Ontology annotation, molecular function: double-stranded telomeric DNA binding; single-stranded telomeric DNA binding; G-quadruplex DNA binding. The annotation marks the transcript as partial. Gene Ontology annotation, biological process: telomere maintenance via recombination; chromosome organization involved in meiotic cell cycle; double-strand break repair. The transcript has 9 exons. NCBI's taxonomy places the organism in Eukaryota, Metazoa, Arthropoda, Insecta, Hymenoptera, Formicidae. Gene Ontology annotation, cellular component: Mre11 complex; condensed nuclear chromosome.